This is a messenger RNA of Cercopithifilaria johnstoni, 2217 nucleotides long. Lineage: Eukaryota; Metazoa; Nematoda; Chromadorea; Rhabditida; Onchocercidae. The record is from the annotation of a GenBank genome assembly.
AUGAAUGAGGAAAUAGGUAUUGAUUCUUUACCGAACGGCAAGAAAAUAAAGAAGAAAGAGCGUGAAUUCGAUUUUUCACGAUAUCCCAAACGACGGAUUGCUCUGAUGUUCAUGUAUUUUGGUUGGGAAUAUAAUGGACUGGUUGAGCAACGAGAAAUUGCAGGAACUGUUGAAGAAGAAAUGAGAAAAGCUUUGUUGAAGACAAAACUUGUCGAAAGUUGGGAAAAUUGCAGUUGGAAUCGGAGUGGUCGGACCGAUAAGGGAGUAUCCGCUUUCAAACAGAUUGCUUCUGUCAUUGUAAGGUCGAAUGAACCGGAAGGAGAAGGCGUUGUUUGGCCUACUAUCGCCAAUACAUCAUCCAAAACUGUCAUGAAGGGAGAGCUUCAGUAUGUAAAAAUGUUAAAUAGUACAUUACCAACUAAUAUUCGGGUGUUAGCUUGGGCUCCAGUCCCUAAUGAUUUCAGUGCUAGAUAUAAUUGCACUCAGCGUACUUAUACGUAUGCUUUUCCCCGAGCCAAUUUCGAUGUUGAGGCCAUGCGACAAGCUUGUCAAUUUCUCGUUGGCGAACAUGAUUUCCGUAAUUUCUGUCGCAUCGACAUGAACAAGAAAAGAGUAGAAAUGAAUUAUAUUCGCACUAUCACUUAUGCUGAUAUAUUAUUUAUAUUAAAUAAUUCAAUGUUAUCACCAAAAGUAAGCGAUGAAACUACUCAUUAUGAAUUUCUACAACUUACUAUCAGAGGAAGCGGUUUCCUAUGGCAUCAGAUUCGUUGUAUAGUGGCUCUGCUAUGUGAAAUUGGCCACGGUAAUGAAAAACCAGAGAUUAUCACUGAACUUCUCGAUAUCAGGCUUACACCUUCUAAACCAAUUUAUGGAUUAGCUCCGGCAUUUCCGUUAUGCUUGUUUGAUUGCGUGUAUGAUGGGAUGGAACUUUCUUGGAGAUGGGAUAUUAAUUCUUUGAAAUCUAUCAGAAAACUUCUCCUGAAAACUUGGGCUCAUUAUCAGUCUUUAUCAACCACAUUGCAAAUUAUGGCUGAAGGGAUUGGUGUCCUUGCACCAGUGUUACAGAAUGAUUACAGCGGCCUAAAUGACUAUCUAAGGUCAAGUGGAACUUACACCAAAACGUAUGUACCCAUCAAAAAGCGACCUACGUGUGAUGCCUUGGAGUUGAAGCGGGAGAAAAUGCGUGCAAAAAUGAAUUUCGAAUUGCUUGGUAAAGUGCGUUUCAAGGGUUUCGAUUCCAGUUGGUAUUUUGAAAUUACAGAUUUUACGUUUAACUCUUCUUUUCGUAGUACAUCAGUUCGAUAUCGGGAUGAUCCAGCAUGGGAUGAUGUUCAUCCUAUACCACUCACAGAUGACGAACAAGCAGCCGUUCGAAUUGAAACCACUGAUGCUUUUAACGAUGCAUUCAUGUAUCUGCGAGCUGUUGUACUCAGCGAAGAGAUGUCAGAGAGGGCUUUUAAUCUGACUGUGAAGUGUAUUGAUUUAAAUCCUGCUAACUACACUCUUUGGCAGUAUCGCCGUUCUCUUCUCAAGGCACUGAAUAAAGAUCUGAAUGAGGAAUUCAAUUUCAUAGCUGAGGUGAUUGAAGAAAAUCCUAAGAACUAUCAAGUUUGGCAUCAUCGUCGAACAUUAGUGGAAUGGACAAAUGAUGCCAGUCGAGAGCUUGAUUUCACGGCCCGAAUGAUUGAGGAUGAAACCAAAAAUUACCAUUCAUGGCAGCACCGUCAAUGGGUCAUAGAAAAAUUCAAAUUGUUCAGUCAACAGGAAUUGGAUUACAGUGCAGGACUUUUGAUCGAGGAUAUGCGUAAUAAUUCAGCUUGGAACUAUCGAUACUUUAUACUUCAAGGAUUGGAUGCAUUAAAGGAUCCCAGUGUUUUAAAUCGGGAAAUUUUAAUGACUCAGUCUAUGAUCAAAAAAGUUCCGAGCAAUGAAAGUGCAUGGAAUUUCUUAUCUGGAAUAUUACUGGAUAAAGGAAUCUCUUCGCGAGCGGAUGUAAUGCAAUUUUGUCUUGAACUAAGCGAACAGAAACGUGUGCCGCUUUGUCUUAGUUUUUUGGUGGAUAUAUUAAUCGAAAGGAUCGAGAAGAAAAUGGAAGUUAAAGACAGUGCUGCACAGGCAGUGCAAGUACUCCAAGAAUUAAAAGAGCUGGAUCCGGUACGAAAAAAGUAUUGGGAUUAUAACGAGAAAUUUGUCAAUAAUCUUAUCGAAUCGAAUUAG